This is a messenger RNA of Corticium candelabrum, 1938 nucleotides long. RefSeq names its product tRNA-dihydrouridine(16/17) synthase [NAD(P)(+)]-like. Bases 16 to 1470 code for a protein of 484 amino acids. Gene Ontology annotation, biological process: tRNA processing. The record is from RefSeq and is a predicted model, not a curated record. Gene Ontology annotation, molecular function: tRNA dihydrouridine synthase activity; flavin adenine dinucleotide binding. The transcript is spliced from 13 exons. NCBI's taxonomy places the organism in Eukaryota, Metazoa, Porifera, Homoscleromorpha, Homosclerophorida, Plakinidae.
UAGCGCGCGUUAGACAUGUCGUUCACGAAGAGCACCAGUUACGACUUUUGGCAGACUGCGUUGAAUGGGGCGCGUUUCGUUAUGGCUCCGAUGGUCGACCAGUCCGAGUUAGCUUGGAGGAUGCUAGGUCGACGACACGGAAUUCAGCUUUGCUACACGCCGAUGCUGCAUGCCGCUGUAUUCGUCAGAGACCUCGCCUACCGACGCCAGUUCUUUACAACAUGUCAGGAAGACAGACCACUUAUUGUACAAUUUUGUGGCAAUAACCCAGAGACAGUGUUGAAGGCAGCAAAGUUGGUAGAAUCAUCGUGUGAUGCAAUUGACUUGAAUCUUGGUUGUCCCCAGUCAGUGGCAAGACGAGGUCGAUACGGAGCAUUCCUUCAAGACGAAUGGGAUAUAAUUCAUAGCAUCGUGUCUACACUGCAUCGUGAAUUAUCAGUUCCUGUUACUUGUAAAGUGAGAGUAUUCGAGGACAUCGACAAGACCGUGAGGUAUGCGCAGAUGUUGGAGAGAGCCGGAUGUCAGUUAUUGACAGUCCACGGUCGAACUCGAGACCAAAAAGGCGUCAACACGGGUCUUGCUAGUUGGGCUCAUGUGAAGGCAGUAAAAGAAAACGUGUCUAUACCAGUGUUUGCCAAUGGCAACAUACUUUAUCUCAGUCACGUGCAUCGGUGCUUGCAAGAGACGGGCGUGGAUGGUGUGAUGUCAGCAGAGGGUCAGUUGUAUAAUCCCUCCCUGUUUACUGGCGACAGUCCAUACUGUUGGGAGAUGGCUGAAGAAUAUCUAGAAUUAGUGGAGAAGUAUCCAUGUCCGCUGUCUUUCACGCGAGGACAUCUCUUUAAAAUGUGGCAGCAUACAUUGGCUAGACAUCCGGAGUGUCGACAUAAGCUUGCGAAAGCAAGAAGUUUUGAAGAACUCGUUGAAGCUUCUUCUGAUUUGAAGGCCGCAGUUUUACGAUCUUCACUGCCAAGCGAUGAUGAAGAUAUAUCACCCGGUAAUAUUCCAUACUACAGAUGUCAACCAUAUAUAAGACCCGACAUUUUGAGACAGCAAGGAAUUAUGAGAAAUCUUGGAGAUGAAGAAACUAGUGACAAAAGUGAGAUAAAGAGAGUGAAAAUUCGUUCCGAAAGACGGCAAAACAAACAAGUCUCUGUGGAGAGAAAGAAAUAUCAAAAGUGGAUGAAAUGUGAACAAUGUAAAGCCAAUCCCCGAGGUCGUGAUUGUUCGCACUAUCUUUGUUCGAGUUGCUGCAAGGUAUAUUGUGCAAAUCGAGUUCUUGACUGUGCUGGCCAUCGUCUUAUAUUCAAAUCACGGCAUGAACAAAAGCAGAAAGACUUACAGUUGAUUGAUGUCUGUCAAUCAGAUUGUAGGGAUAGUUUGUGCGACCGCAAGGAAGACAAUAGAAACGAUCCAGGUGAGCAAGAAAUCACUCCUUUAGCGUCAUCUCAGACUGAGACAUUUAGCUGUUGAACCUAUUUGAGUUCUGCAACUGCUUUAUUUAUUGCAGCUAACUAAUGAUACGAUAAGUGUCACUGGUUUGUGCCCAUUUUUAUCAGACAUAGAUGAUUGCCUGCGAAGAGGAUCCAUUAAAUGAUAUUUUUCAACACAACAAUUAAUCUCGUUGUCAAACAGAUAACUUACUUAAUUAAUAAUUAAUAUCCAUUCCAUCUAUGCUGGAGGCACAAUGUUUUAACCCAUGGCCGCAAAAUUUCUCUAUUUUGCUUUGCAUACAUAAGCGGAUACAAGCCAGGUACUGGGGGCGGGGACAUUAGUGCCCCCCCCGUUUGGGGAACUUUCUUCUAACUGAAUUGAUCUAUCAGAGUCAUUAUAUUGGUACGUACUUUAAUAAAACCAGAAGGCAAUGUCUUCAAAUCUGAGCCUACAGGGUCGUACAACUAUAAAACAUCUUGACCUAGUACCGUGUAUCUAAAAUAGCUG